This is a messenger RNA of Pocillopora verrucosa, 1560 nucleotides long. The record is from RefSeq and is a predicted model, not a curated record. NCBI's taxonomy places the organism in Eukaryota, Metazoa, Cnidaria, Anthozoa, Scleractinia, Pocilloporidae.
CUGGUUCUUGCGCAGGUUAUUCCUACGCCAGUAAAGCUUUCAUCUUCUCUCUCUAUAACGUCAAAGGAUACAAUCCCGUAAAGUUGACACAAUACCGACAUCAGCAAUAUGCAAUGUACAGAUGUAAUACGUAUGGACCCACCUUUGGAGAUGGGUGUGGUCAUGAUAUCUACAUAUCCGACGACUCUGGAAACAACGGAAACUCUUACACCAGAUGCGGUUGUACGUACACGACACCCUCAGGGUACUCAACUGGUGACUGUGGUUUUUUUACAGGGGGGUCUUACUUUUCUCCAACGAACGUCGAAGUCUUCUAUGAAGCAGGUGGCCUUGGUGCAUCUAUUAUACUUAGAGGCCUGGACCCCAAUAAAUACUUGGGAAAGCUGAUUUCGUUUUUAGACCCAGUUCUUCCCACUGCAUCCCGUACUGACUUUGUUAGGUGUUGGCAUGCUAAGACUGACGGCUGGGCAGCAUCGACAUUCCACAGCAACUGCGAUGGGAGAGGACCUACAGUGACAAUCGUCAAAGUGAACGAGUACAUAUUCGGUGGAUACACUGAAGCGUCCUGGAGCGGAGCUGGUUCUUGCGCUUAUUCCUACGCCAGUAAAGCUUUCAUCUUCUCUCUCUAUAACGUCAAAGGAUACAAUCCCGUAAAGUUGACGCAAUACCGAAAUCAGCAAUAUGCAAUGUACAGAUGUAAUACGUAUGGACCCACCUUUGGCGCUGGGUGUCAUCAUGAUAUCUACAUAUCCGACGACUCUGGAAACAACCAGAACUCCUACACUAGAUGCGGUUGUACGUACACGACUCCCUCAGGGUUCUCAACUGGUGACUGUGGUUUUUUUACAGGGGGGUCUCAUUUCUCUCCAACAGACGUCGAAGUAUUCUAUGAAGCAGGCCUCGGUUUGUCCGCCAUACUUCGAAGUCUUGAUUACAACCAGUACUUGAAGGUGCUGUUUUCGUAUUUGGACCCAGUCCUUAUCAAUAAAGAGCGUAGCAGGUUUGUGAGGUGUUGGCACGCAGAGACUGACGGUUGGGCAGCAUCGACAUUCCACAGUAACUGCGAUGGGAGGGGACCCACAGUGACCAUCAUCAAAGUUAACAGUUAUAUCUUUGGUGGAUACACUGACGUGUCCUGGACCAGCAGUCCCUGUGCUUCUUCUUCAGCCAGCAAAGCUUUUGUUUUCUCUCUUUACAACGUCAAAGGAUACAAUCCUGUGAAGCUGACACAAUACCAAAACCAGCAAUACGCAAUGCACAGAUGUUCCUCCUACGGACCCAUUUUUGGUGUGGGACGUGACAUCCUCAUAUAUGACGACGCUAUAAACAAUCAACACUCUUAUACUGAAUGCGGCCAGACGUACAAAAACCCCACGGGUUAUUCAGGUGAAAACUGUGGAUUUUUCACAGGAAGUCGUCAUUUUACUCCAUCUGACAUUGAGGUUUUUUUCGAAAUAACAAACUAAACACUGAAAACUAUGCUGUCUAAGUAAGUAUUAAGUAAGUAUUGUAACAAUAGAGUUAAUAGAGUUAGUGCCUCCUCACACAAGGCCCGGUCAA